AUGCCCAUGAUCGCAGAAGACAUGGUCGAUCGAAGCAUGAGGAAGUUAGAUCUCGCCGCUCUGCUUGCGAUUGCUACCGUAAUGGUCGUCUACCUUUCGGUCAUGGUCGGUCCCUAUUACGCUUUCGGCGAUGCUAUCGAAUCGAAUUUCUAUCUCAACUUGCCGGUCUCUAACGUCGCCAUCCACAUCGGGUACAUUGCUUUGCCGUUUGCCGUGCUAACUGCAUUCCCAUUGCUCCUGUUCCCAGCCAGACAAUCAAUCUCGGGUGUCAUAACCUAUUUUCGCCCCAGCUUACAAGACACUCUUAAAUUGCACAUCGGGACAACACUGCUUUUCCUCGCUAUCUGCGUGGGUGUGGCAAUCAUCUUCGAGGAUCUCGGUGUCACUAUUCGGUUCAUCGGCAUCCUCGGUACCAACACCAUUGGGUUCGUGAUACCAUGUUUCGUCUAUCUCCAUAUUUGUUACAAUCCGUUCCCGAGCUCCUCCGAGCAGCCCGUUAAUGAAGAGGUGGGAGGAGGCUGUCCAGAUGAUGUUAAGGCUGAUGAGCCAGAAGGGCAGGUCAACCUCCUCCAGAAGCUACGGAAUCAAACCCUCGAGUGGCACGGGGCGUUGGCGCUCUUCAUUGCCAGUAUUAUAUUCUUCCCCUUGGGUCUUACUGGACUGUUGUACGAUCUUACCACCAACUGACUGGCUAGAUUGAAGCAUAUCCGUAUGUAACACGACAACUUGUCCGUACACUCUGUCUCAUGCAGAUCAGAUUCCAUAUCUUCGAAUGGAUUAACCUCUCUUGUUUGUAGUAAUUGCCGAGUCAACGCCACUCUGUCAUCGGUGUUCUUGGUUGUAGCAUACACCAAUCACGUGUCCCUUAUUGUCCGGUCACACAUUUUCUUAUUAUCAUCGUGAAUGUCGUCAGCGAAUGAUAAAGUUCAUCUUUU
This is a messenger RNA of Perkinsus marinus ATCC 50983, 935 nucleotides long. Its product is annotated as amino acid transporter, putative. The coding region runs from base 1 to 687 and encodes 228 amino acids. The transcript has a single exon. Gene Ontology annotation, biological process: amino acid transmembrane transport. Gene Ontology annotation, molecular function: amino acid transmembrane transporter activity. NCBI's taxonomy places the organism in Eukaryota, Perkinsozoa, Perkinsida, Perkinsidae. The record is from RefSeq and is a predicted model, not a curated record.